GGAGCAUGCAAAGAAGGACGAUGAGUCGUGAGUCGUAAGUGGACCUCGAGAAGAUGAAUGCGGGAGUUGAAGUGGGUCCCGCGCCAAAUUCUCACGGCCUGACGGCAUUACCCGAGCGCGCGACGCGUCCGCCGUCCGACGCGGGUCGCGUCGGCGAGAACCUUAGCCAGCUUGAAGACGAACCACCAUGUCGUCCUCUGGAGUUGCUGGUCCCCCUCGGACAGAAACACUUCGUUUCCGUCGCCCGGAGACAGGUGAACCCAAGAAACCGACCAUUCGUCCUCUGCGCCAUACCGGCAUCUUGCAGGAUCAGGUCCGGAGAUCUGCCAAAAGGCCAUGGGCGCCAGACUUUGCGUGGGCAGUCCGAUGGCUGCUACUCAUCCGCUUCUCGGCUGCCAUGUACGCGAACAUCACUGACUGUGACGAAGUCUUCAACUUCUGGGAACCGCUGCAUCUCUUCGACCGUGGCUAUGGCUUCCAGACCUGGGAAGUUUCACCCGAAUACUCCAUUCGCAGUUGGGCGUACAUCGUCCUUCACUGGUUCCCCGUCCAAUUGUCGAAGAUCUUCAUCGGUCCUGACAAGCGUCCUGCAUUCUUUGCAGUCCGCGCAGUCCUUGCCCUCGCCUCCACCCUCAUCGAGUCCUACUUCUACCGUUCUGUGUACACACACAUCAACGAGCGCGUAGGAAGGUACCUGUUCUUCAUGUUGUCUUUCAAUGCUGGAAUGUGGAAUGCGGCUCCAGCAUUCUUGCCUUCGUCCUUCGCCAUGCAUGCGUGCACUCUGGCAUUCGCCUACGUUAUGGAGCCUUGUAGCAUCAAGAACAACCGGCGUACGCUGGCUGCUACCGUGCUGUUCGCAACGGCCGCCAUAGUGGGAUGGCCAUUCUCGCUUGCGCUUGCCAUACCCUUUGUGUACGAGGAGCUAUUCGUCGUGGGAUCGGACACAGCACACAAGGAUACCGCGAGCGUGCUUCGCUAUCGCUGGAUCCGCUUUAUCUCGUACACCCUGUUGGCCGGCCUUGUCGCGAUCCCCGUCAUUGCCAUCGACACCGCGGCAUAUGGCAAACUGACGAUCGUCCCUUGGAACAUCAUCAGCUACAACAUAUUCGGCGGCGCGCUACGCGGCCCAGAGCUCUACGGCACGGAACCGUGGAGCUUCUACAUCCUCAACCUCUUGCUCAACUUCAACGUCCUGCUGCCGUUUGCCCUGCUGUCGCUGCCAGCCCUGCUCCUCACGAAGAUCUUCGACCGCAAGCGUCUCGAUGAACGCCAGGCGAACCCGACCCUGAGCUUGGCACUUCGUCUGGCCCCCUUCUACCUCUGGCUCGGCAUUCUUUCUGCGCAGCCGCACAAGGAGGAGCGAUUCAUGUACCCGGUCUACCCGAUGCUCUGCUUCAACGCUGCCGUAGCUGUAUAUCUUGUGAAGGGAUGGAUGGAGGUCAUCUUCAUCAAGGCGACGAACUCACCGUAUAGGGCCGCGCAAACAUCCAUCUUCAGCAACUUCUCCUCUUCGGUCGUCCUCGCUACAUGCGUCCUCUCGAUUUCCAGGAUCAUGGCGCUCUGGUAUUACUACCAUGCCCCGCAGUCGGCGUACUUCCAAUUCGAGCACAAGGAACUUCCCCGUCUCCUCAAUGUCACCGGAAUUCUUCCCCCUCUGCCGCCUCACACUCGCGAGAAGGACAUGCCUCGUAUCGACCUCUCGCCCAUCAAGGACUUUAACCUCACCCUCUGCGUGGGCAAGGAGUGGCACCGCUUCCCCGGUCACUACCACGUUCCUGACGGCGUCCGCGUGGAGUUCGUCAAGAGCGAGUUCUCCGGCUUACUUCCGGGGCACUUUGGCGAAGACCAGGUCAAGGCGGACUACAAUGGCAACAGCGCCCUCGAUGGCUUCUGGCCGCGUCCCGUCACCCGGCUCGUCCCCGUCCAUCAGAACGACCUCAACAUCGAGGAGCCCAGUCAUUACGGAUCCGUCGAACAAUGCGACUACAUGGUAGACCUGGACUUCCCGCUGCACCCAUCGGAGUCGCCCCUCGAGCCGCGUUACGCGUUGUUGGAGGAGUGGGAGCGCGUCGCCUGCUAUCCGUUCCUGGACGCUCGCUUCUCACCGCUGGCGACGCGGGCGUUGUGGAUGCCGGGCGAGGUAUGGCAGCGGGCGAACGAGUAUGGGGACUACUGCCUGCUGAGGCAUGGUCAGCGGGUGGAAAAGAAGAUAGAGACGGUCUUGAGCCAGCAGAAGUGAAAGGCCCUGAAGUAUCUUAUCCCAGCAUAAUACUGUUACAAUAAUGUGCAUUCGCAGUCUUGUCUUGAGUAAUGACUGUACGCGUUCCUCGUGGACUGGAAAAGAGACUUGGAAAGGCGAUGAGG
Molecule: messenger RNA, 2364 nt
Organism: Schizophyllum commune H4-8
Lineage: Eukaryota; Fungi; Basidiomycota; Agaricomycetes; Agaricales; Schizophyllaceae
Product: glycosyltransferase family 22 protein
Exons: 7
Coding region: 188-2239 (683 amino acids)
Biological process (GO): protein N-linked glycosylation
Cellular component (GO): endoplasmic reticulum membrane
Molecular function (GO): alpha-1,2-mannosyltransferase activity
Source: RefSeq, a predicted model, not a curated record